AUGUGGACACCAACUCGUCAAGUUAACACAUGCAAGACAACUUUCUUGACUAUCGACGAUUAUUUGCAGUACACACCCUUCUUUUCAGACUUUGGUCCAUUCAAUAUUGCGGACAUAUUCCGAUUUUGUUGUCUUUUAAAAGAGCGGUUGGAGCUAAACCGUAAAAAUGGAAAGUUAUUGUGCCUGUAUACAAAGCCUGAGGAUGAAAAGCGCGCGAAUGCGGCUUUCGCUAUCUGUUGUUACAUGAUGUUACUACACAACAUGAGUCCGGAGGAGACAUACGCACCCUUAGAGUCUGUGUAUCCUCCGAUUACAUCUUACUGUGAUGCCAGUUAUGGACCCAGUACUUUUACCCUCACAAUCCUCGACUGUCUUCAUGGUCUUCGAAAGGCACUCGACCUUGGAUUAUUACAGUUGGAUCGAUUCGAUCUAAAGGAAUAUGAACAUUACGAACAAGUGCGUAAUGGCGACUUUAACUGGAUCACGCCGUUCUUCAUUGCGUUUGCAGGGCCAAAGGACAGGACAACAUAUGAAGCAUUGACUAAGAAUAGUGGGCCAGGGGAAGCGGCAGUGCAUCUAACAAAAUCGUUUCAAAACAUUCUUGAUUACUUCGAAGCUCAUAAUGUCCAAUGUAUCGUUCGCUUGAACAACAAGACGUAUGACGAGACUCAUUUCCGGAAACGAGGAAUGGAUCACAUUGACUUGAUCUACCCCGAUGGAACGUGUCCAUCCUGGUAUAUCGUAGAAGAGUUUUUAAAUAUUUGCGAGAGCGUCAUUAUGGAUCAAUCUCAAGCAAAGACAAGACUACAGGAACAAAGGCAACAUCUAUGCUCAUCGACCGGUAAAGUGAAGCAAGCUCAUGAAUCAGAUGGAACUGCCUCGCUGUCACAUGAUGAGAGUAGGAAUAGAGGGAUAGGAGUCAUUGCAGUCCAUUGUAUGGCAGGAUUAGGUCGGACAGGUACGCUGAUAGCAGUCUUCCUGAUGCGUCAUUUUGACAUGAGUGCGCGUGAGGCAAUUGCAUUCUUGCGACUGAUGCGUCCAGGAAGUGUACCCGAGGAAAGGUAUCAGCACCUUCAGAUAUGGCACGUUUGGCUCUAG
Molecule: messenger RNA, 1098 nt
Organism: Lobosporangium transversale
Lineage: Eukaryota; Fungi; Mortierellomycota; Mortierellomycetes; Mortierellales; Mortierellaceae
Product: dual specificity protein phosphatase
Exons: 4
Coding region: 1-1098 (365 amino acids)
Biological process (GO): protein dephosphorylation; regulation of exit from mitosis; positive regulation of cytokinesis
Cellular component (GO): nucleolus; mitotic spindle; spindle pole
Molecular function (GO): protein serine/threonine phosphatase activity; protein tyrosine phosphatase activity; protein tyrosine/serine/threonine phosphatase activity
Source: RefSeq, a predicted model, not a curated record